AUGGUCCUCCCCGCAGACCACCGAGAAGAUAAAUUGCUUCCGAGGCCUUACACCAGUGGCGCGGUGUCUGCAAUCUCUGCCGAAGCCGCGUUCAGCGCGGAGAACUCCCUAUUCAGCACCCGGCCCUCGACGAGUGCAUGCUCCAGAGCCACAAGUUCCAGAAGCUUUCGUCCGCGCCCUUGGUGCAGAAACAGUCGCAGGAGCAAAGGUGCCAGGAGCAACCUCGGCGAGUCUAGCAUGUCUCCGACCGGAAGCUUGUGGGGUUCACAGACACCGCUUCCAAGGGACCAGAGAGGAUACGAGACACUCGAGCAGCUUCUGCAACCGGCAUGGCAGACGCCCGCCGACUUGCUACCGGACCUGAAGCCAGAUGAGGAGCCGCAGGACUCAGGAGACGAAGACACUGCGCAGGCAGGUCAUGCUGCUUCGUUUAGAGAUGGCAAGCGAAAUGCGGUGGUUCUCGGCGUGGGGAAGACAAUCUGGAGCCUCAAGAAGCAGCUCCAGCAGCAGGAGCCCGCAAGCAAAGUCAAUGAGGCAGCAGAGAAGCCAGCAGAGAAGCCACAUUACCAGCAGAAGCGACAUGCGCUCAAACAGGCUCCAACCCAACACCUAUUGGCCAUGCGCGGGCAGAUGGAAUCUCAAGCAGAUGAGAGCUCCUCAUCAGCAACGUCUGACGAUGCAGCAUCUGCCUCCUCAGACAGUGUGGAUCCGAUGUUGGCCACGGACAUAGGUGACCUCCUACCUCAAACGAGCAGUCCCUGGCCCACAUUUACAAAAGCUACCACCGAUGCAAAGUUGCAAAGAAGAGGAGGUUUGGAUGCGGACAUGAUUGCAAUGGCGGAGUUUGCCGUGGCGGCGCAGCGGGCGGCCUUGCGUGAGGCGGAGGAAGCCAGCCUUCCCGUGCAGGUCCUUCCUGGAGUCUAUUUUGGGCAUAUGGACAGCCCGCAGUCUACGCUCUUGCCAAAGACGCCCAAGGUCGGUCGCUUGCGCAAGCUUGAGCACAAGAAGCUGACGCAAGACAAUGUACAUCAAAGGAAGCUCUUGUCUCUUCCCCAAGAGGACCUUCACGGCGUUUAG
Molecule: messenger RNA, 1077 nt
Organism: Symbiodinium natans
Lineage: Eukaryota; Dinophyceae; Suessiales; Symbiodiniaceae
Source: the annotation of a GenBank genome assembly